CUUCACGCUUCCCUUUACACGGCUGACGCCCUGGAGCCCGUCUUUGAUUGGCACGUUGUUUAAUCCUCACGCCUCUCACAGGCCAUUUUUUAAUGCCUCCCGCAGCGACCUGAAACUGAAACCACGUUACUUUCCCCAUUAAAGUAACGCAUCAACCUUGCUGAGGCAGGAACGUUUAUAAAGAUCGCGCGGCUCAGUUCUCGCGAGAACGCGGCCUUGCCUCGCGGCCUUGCUUCGCUUCCGGAAUCCUCAGCGUCAAGUCGAACACUGCCUGGCGCUCCGCUGCCGGUCCCGCCGCCGUUGCCACCGCUCUCGCCGCGGUUUCCCGGUUCGGAAGAUGGCGGCUCCCGAGCAGCCGCUGCCGAAGUCGAGAGGGUGCCAGGGUUCCCCCUCGCUGCCCUCGCCGCUGGGCGACCGAACCCUUCUGGUGCGGCACCUCCCCGCCGAGCUGAGCGCCGAGGAGAAGGAGGACUUGCUGAAGUACUUCGGGGCGCACUCGGUCCGCGUCCUGUCCGACAAGGGGCGACUGUGAUUUUUAUCGCAUCAUCAAACCCUCAUCUUUUUUAUUCUCUCAUUUUUCUUUUUGAAGGCACUGACAAGACUCCAUCAACUGAAACUUUUAGGUCAUACUUUAGUUGUUGAAUUUGCGAAAGAGCAAGAUCAAGUUCACUCUCUAUCGCCAUCAAACACGGAAAAAAAGAAAAGAUCUGAGGAGUCUCUAGAUGAUGAUAAAGAAAAGAAAGAGCAUGAUUGUUUAACAAUAGAAAAUGGAAUUGCGCCAAACCAUGGGCUGACCUUUCCUCUAAAUUCAUGCCUCAAGUAUAUGUAUCCACCACCUUCGAGCACAAUCCUAGCAAACAUAGUGAAUGCAUUAGCAAGUGUGCCUAAGUUCUAUGUACAAGUUCUUCAUCUUAUGAAUAAAAUGAAUUUGCCCACACCUUUUGGACCAAUUACUGCACGGCCUCCAUUGUAUGAAGACUAUAUGCCAUUACAUGCACCUCUUCCACCUGCAUCUCCUCAGCCACCUGAGGAACCUCCUCUGCCAGAUGAGGAUGAGGAGUUAUCUAGUAAAGAAUCAGAAUAUGAAAGCAGUGAUGAGGAGGACCGUCAGAGGAUGAACAAAUUAAUGGAACUAGCAAAUCUUCAGCCCAAAAGACCUAAAGCAAUAAAACAGCGCCAUGUGAGGAAAAGGCGAAAAAUAAAGGAUAUGUUAAGUAAACCUGCAUCUGUGACACACAGGGGCCUGCCAUCAACAUCUAAGAAAGAUUUAGAAAUGGAACAACAUAAUUAUGAUUUACCUGACACUGAAGGUGGUGCAUCUAAUGUAGGGUUUGGGAAAAUCUUUCCAACACCUAAUAUGAACAUCAUUGAGGAGACUAAAGAAGAUUCUGAUGAAAUGCCAUCUGAAUUUAUUUCUAGAAAGGAUUUGAAAAAGGGCAAACUUUCAAGAGAAGAGAUGGAAACACAUUCGCUUUUCAGAAGUUAUGAACCUGGUGAACCCAACUGUAGAAUUUAUGUAAAGAAUUUAGCUAAACAUGUUCAGGAAAAGGAGCUUAAAUUUAUUUUUGGAAGAUAUGUUGACUUUUCAUCAGAAACAGAACGCAUAAUGUUUGAUAUCCGCUUAAUGAAAGAAGGUCGCAUGAAAGGACAGGCUUUUAUUGGACUUCCAAAUGAAAAGGCAGCAGCAAAAGCCUUGAAAGAAGUUAAUGGAUACGUUCUUCUUGGAAAACCAAUGGUGGUUGUAUCCUUUAAACUCAUCUGUUUGAGUCUGCUAUUUUAG
This is a messenger RNA of Echinops telfairi (small Madagascar hedgehog), 1780 nucleotides long. It is a transcript of the gene RNPC3, whose product is annotated as RNA binding region (RNP1, RRM) containing 3. Gene Ontology annotation, cellular component: U12-type spliceosomal complex. Gene Ontology annotation, biological process: mRNA splicing, via spliceosome. The record is from RefSeq and is a predicted model, not a curated record. The transcript has 12 exons. Lineage: Eukaryota; Metazoa; Chordata; Mammalia; Afrosoricida; Tenrecidae. Gene Ontology annotation, molecular function: U12 snRNA binding; pre-mRNA intronic binding.